AGGCGGGCGCAGGCAAAGGACCGACCUACAGGAGGAGUGAAGUCACAUCUCCCUUGAGGCUGGAGCUACAAGCUUUUCAGAGCCUCUGCUCGCCAUGAGCCGACAGCCACAGCCCCAAGCUGCGCGGACAGUGCGCUCCGCGUCUCUCCCGGUGUCGCCGACUUUGCCCAUGUCCCAGUAUGCGUCCCGCUCAGACUCCAAGGGCGCUUUGGACAGCAGCAGCCCCGAUGCCAACACGGAAGAUGACAAGACCGAGGAGGACAUGCCUGCGCCCAAGAACUAUCUGUGGCUCACCAUUGUCUCGUGUUUUUGCCCAGCGUACCCAGUCAACAUCGUGGCUUUGGUCUUCUCCAUCAUGUCUCAGAACAGCUACAAUGACGGAGACUACGAAGGAGCCAGGAGGCUGGGACGCAACGCCAAGUGGGUGGGCAUCGCCUCCAUCAUCAUCGGCCUGGUCAUCAUCGGUGUGUCAUGCGUGGUGCACUUCUCCAGGGCUUCCUGAAGAGCCAGCCAUCAGCCGGGAGCGUGGAGGAUGGUCCUCAUCCGCACACAGCCCAAGAAGUUUCUGAGGAGUGGAUCCUUGAUUUUUAGACUGUGAGAUCUUUUCCUCCAGGACUCUCCAGAGGCAGGCCCCUGGCGAAUGAACACCAAGUCCGGAACAUAGGGAAUCAGAACGGCACAGACGUGCCCAUCCGCGUCACUGACUGAUAAAAAACAAGAAAACGGUGUCUCGAUGUCUCAGUUCUCGACAAACCCUUUGCAUCCAUUCCUCUUCUGUGGGGAUGAACUCCAGAAACCUCACGACAUGUCACUGGGAGGUCUGGAUUUGGGGGGAGCAGGUGGUUUCCAAGGAGAGCAGUGAAUGCCGGUGUUUACAAAAUCAAGUACAAUCUUUGUAGCAUGCUAAGGUUGUCUAGUAAGUUGAACCCAUAGAUUUAUUUUUCCCAUGUUGUAAGUUCUCUCCAUCUCCCUUCGCAACCCCAGAGUUCACGCAAGACUUUCUAGACCUUUGUCCCAUUUAAAUUUUUCCCAGUAGUCCACCCCUUUUGCUGGUAUAUGUAUUGACCAGUCGGAGCCUGAGAAUGAACCCAGAUCCUAGGCAUAGGUGCACCCUCUCCACCCCAGAUGUGGAAAUAAACUGGCUAUUUUAUGGAAUGUGGCUUUCUUUUAUACCUAUUUUGAGCAAAUCUUGAGCAAGAACUUUGAUUUUCCUGGAUGCUAUCUGGAAGAGUUUUAACCUUGCAUUUUCUUUUCCUGUCCAACCUCAACUGUGAAUGCCCUGGCUUCAUGAUACCAUUACCCCACCUGCCAGAGCAUGCUAGCAGAGAGAUCUUGCAGUGUGCAAAGCAUGUGCCAUGGGUGGUACACAAGGUGAUUUCUAAGUAACUCAUAAACACAAUGGUAAAUAACACUGAAUUUUGAAGAAUGCUUCAUGCUUUAUUUUUUUCUCAUUCCUGGUUGCUGCAAGGAGAAUGUCUCUCUCGGGUACCUGUGGGUCCUUUGCACCUGCCUGCCAGUACAGACACAGCACUCAGUCUAGAUAGAAUUCAGUGUUAUUAUUAGCUUCAACUUUGUGUUUCUCCAUGGACUGAUGCUCUGUAUUAUUCGAGUAAGUAAACUCAGUGGUAGAUAUCAAGUGAUCAACCUAAUAGGCAAUAUUUAUGGCAAAAAAAAUCUCCAGAAUUAAUGUCAAAAACACAGUGACAAUGAAUUUGAAUAAAGAAAAGAGACCCUGUUCUAAUUGAAUGAACAAGUGAUUGAGAGUCCAAACACCUGUUUCAAUGCCUUUGGGGGGGGAUUUUCUUGAGUAGGGAGCUCUCAGGCAACCUAGGCUGGCUUUGAAUUGCUAUAUAGCCAAGGGUGACUUUAGAAAUGAUCCUUCUGCCUCUGCCUCCUGAAUGCUGAGAUCACAGGCUUCUUCAGCCAUGCCCGGCCACUCUGUGUUUACUUAUUUGACACUGUGCAAGUCGAUUUUAGGUGAGUUUCUUCUUCUGAAGAAUGGAGACAAGAACGGCUACCUCCUUCCCUCACACUGCUAUGAACAUUAAUUGCUAUGACAGACGUGCCCCUGGGGGGGACUCUAUGCACUAAACAAAUAUGAAGCAUGGUGAUCGUGGAUCUAAGGCGCUUGUGGAAACGCUGGCCCCUAGUGACAAGAAGAAAACUUGGUAGGCAUGAGAAUCUAUCGUCAUUUCACCCAGGUGUGUCACGAGCCAGCCCUUGUCCCAGGAGGAGACUGACUCUGGGACAGGAUUCUCAGUGUACAGGGAUGCCAGCGCCAUUCCAGCAUAUUAGAUCCUGUGUCUCACAUCUUGGUGUCUGUGUACGUUUGGGUCCCUGGUCUUUUGCCCAAUGGAAAGUGUCGCUGAGAGCGCAAAAAUAAAAAUGGCUUUAAGUAAUUCCAUUUACCAUG
Messenger RNA from Peromyscus leucopus (white-footed mouse), 2413 nucleotides. It is a transcript of the gene Tmem233, whose product is annotated as transmembrane protein 233. The coding region runs from base 95 to 502 and encodes 135 amino acids. The record is from RefSeq and is a predicted model, not a curated record. Lineage: Eukaryota; Metazoa; Chordata; Mammalia; Rodentia; Cricetidae. Gene Ontology annotation, cellular component: membrane. The transcript has 3 exons.